UCACUCCGUGAAGACACACUCACAACGCUAGAGUAUGCUUGAUUGUUUAUUUUAAUCAAAUAAUUUCAGACAUUUAUACAUGAUUUUGAUUUAUUUAUGUAUGCAGAUUGGUAUUUUGUUCUAAAAUCUACUGAUGUUUGUUUUGUACGUGUUUUCUUUCAGACGUAAUUCGAAAUCGGCGUUUUGUCUGGUGUAAACGUGGUUUACUAAUCGAGAGGUUUCCCAGUAGGUGGCCAAUGUAAAUAUUUGACAUUCCAAACAUACCAAACUCACAGGUUCGACCAAAAUGUCAAAUUCUUUUAAGAGUUUUGCUUGUUAGUGAGUUUUAUUGUGAAAAACUGUGUUAUUAUUUGUGUUUAAUUAAUUCCUUCUCUAUUAAUUACCUAAAUAAGGAUAUCCAAAGCUACAAGAUCCACAGCAUGGAGAGCGGGGAAUCUCCAUUAGAAGUUUUAUCUAGGGCUGCUACAAUGGUCCAGGAGAACCAAUCCUUAGGAGUAUCAGAUGACCCGACGAAACCUUACACAAAACAUACAACAAAAUGGAAGCGAGAAAGGCGGCCGAGACCUCCAGAUUACCCCAGGAAAUCCUCCGACCCGAAAUAUUCCGAAUUCGUCGCCGAUUCUCCAUCGCCGGCGGUGGUUCCUGAGAGCAACGGCGUCUCCGUGCCGGAUACGCCACUGGAUAUGAGCGUCAGGCAGAGAGGGUUGCCGCCCUCGUAUGCCCAGACCAUCAGCAAUCCCGGGUACAGAUCUAGUUAUAGGCCUUCUGUUAUUCACAACGGAGUGCCGCCAGCGAGAGAAGAGUUACCGUCAGGUAUCUCUAUGUGCGAUCCAAUAAUUGACGAGCACUUCCGACGAUCGCUUGGCAACGACUACCACAUCGUAUUCCAAAACAACAAUUCUUCCAAAGACAAAGAACAACAGUCACAGUCACCCCCCAAAAGUCCUCCUACGGUGACCACCACCACCAGCGUGAUCGAACUGAUGGACGGCACUGGGCUAUCAGUCGACGAACAUUUUGCCAAAGCUCUGGGGGACACUUGGACGAAGCUCAACAGCAGGAAAGAAACGGAGAUUCCGAACGGCUCUAGUGAGAACGGACUGGUGUCUACUUAAAUUUACUUACGUAGGGUUUCUAUACAUACCAUACGUUUAGUUUUCGAUUAGAGAUAGGCGACUUAAAGAAGCGCUAAAAUCGGCAACAUUGCUUAUGAGAAUGAGUUGCAUUGCCACAUGACUAAAUAAAUUGGCGCGACUCGGUGUGGAAAGCGAGAAAGCAGUGUUGCCAUUUAUUGGGUGUACUCCUAUAUCUAAUUUAAAAGUAAACACACGGUAGAUCCACUUCAUGAAUAAUAUUGUAAUGGGUGAUGUAUUGUACCCAUUUUGCAGGAUUGUUAGAGAACAUUGUAAUGAAAUUGUUUAAAUAAGUUGAGAGAGGGUUUCGUCAUUUAGUUUAUGAAGUGUUGGUGACAACGCUGUAUUUAUACAUUGAUUGUAUAAAGUCGCAGUUUUGUGCCCAAACUAUUGGCAUUGUUUGUAUAUAAUUUGAGUGUACUGAACCUAAAAAUAUCUUCAGAUUUGCCGUAGCAAACUGUUUUUAAAGAAAUUAUGACAAUUUUCACUAUGGAUGUCUUCUGUACUAUUAUACAGUAUGAUGCAAAAGUGUGGAAUAAAUUCAUUAUUUCAGUGAGUUCUUAUAUUUUUUAAAGAAAUGCCUCUGGGAGGUUGGGAAUGUUGUUUAUAACUAGAAUUUGGGAGUUCUCCAAAUAAUAGAGUUGUUUAAAAUGACAACAUUAAAUAACGAGAAAAAAAAUUAAUUAUUAUUAAAGAUCUAAAUUUGGCAAAUUGCUAAAAAUUGUGGAGAAAGGUAUUUUAUAAAAAAUUAGAUAUUGUAUAAGAUCAUCAAAAAAGUAAUUUUUUAAUUUUCAUUAAAAACUAAAAUUAAAUAAUUUUGUUUUAAAUUAAAACAAUUAUUCACUGAUUUUGUGAUUGUUUUUCGAAUGAAAAAUGGCUAGAGAAUAUAAAUCUAGUUAUGAGUAACCUUCCAGAGGUUGUUUCUACAAAUAUUUAAGGUCUGGCCAGUCUGAGAUUGCUGUUUCCAUUUUCAGAACAAUGCAACAAUAUUGCGAAUAUUAUCAAGUGGUUGUGUGGAAUAGGCAGAACGCUAAUGCAAUUUUAAUUCCCACAGUUGUAUCUCUAAGGCUAGAUCUGAUUUUUAAAAACGUAGGACAUAACUCUAGGAUCGGUAUAUUCAAAAUUACCAAACUCAAUUGCUUUUCUCCAAUAAAAUAAUUUAUUUGGGCUGUAUUAUGGACACCACCCCGCCUGAAAAAUUGAUAUUUUUUUUAUUCAUUUAGAAGUAUACACAGAGAAAUUAAUAUAUACAAACUUGUUAGCUUAAAAGCCAAAUUUUAAACUCAAAAAAUUAUUGUUUGUGAGUUUAAAAUUUGGUAACUCAUAGCUUAUCAGUGCGAUUAGCACGUGACGUAGCUCUUCGUACAUUUGCUUGACUUUUACGACCUUAGUCAGGCCGUCUUCUUCUUGGCCUUGUAAUCUUAAACAUUUCUCGCGCAGUAACUGCUGCAGUUUUUCACUAAUCAUACUACAAAAAAUGUGUGUGUACUUUGUACGCACGUAAGAAGUUAUACUUCUAUUAUAUGAUUUCAACGAAAUCAAUAUACUUUAAACAGUUUAUUUAUAUUUUAUUUAAAUAUUAAACUAAUUUUAAUACUCAUUACUUUCCAAAAAUUUUUAUUAAAACAAUACCAAAAAUUAAAAAAAUAAAAGAAUAAAACACACUCAAACACAUUGAAAAAUGAAACAAAGAAAUGAUUUCUGAACAAUAAUUGUUGAGAACAAUUUUAACUAAAUACAUAUUUUCUAAAAAAAAAAUAUAAUAAUUAUACUUACAAUCAUAUAAUGUAUAAAAAAAAUUUAAAAAAUAAAAAUUUGCAUUGGGAAUCGAACCUGCGUCUAUAGGGUUGUUAGAUUUUGUGCUCACCGCACGCAGAACUUAGUUAGCGAGACAUUUGAAUGAUGUGGGAAGAUAUAGCAACUAAACGUUUUUGACAGUUGCUUAUUCUCUUAGUUUAAUUAAAUAAGUUUGAUUCUUGCGGAAUUAAAAUAUUAAAAUACAACAAAAUAUAGACUAAAAAAGCAAUUUAUUAGAUAUGAAGCAGGUACCUACAUUUUCUAAAUAGGUAUGUUGGUCCUAAUCUUUUAUUACAAUACUGAAACAUUUAAAAUUACGUACCUGUUGGUUUUAAUUUAAAAAGUCACUACAAUUAUAAACUUGUUUUUUGUGUCUGUCCUCACAACAACAAAAACUAAUAUACUACAUACAAUUUGUUUACCCAUAACCAUUGACGUAUUAAUAAAAAAAAUUUAAAGCACUCGUGGGAGUGCCGACAGAAGUGAAAACUUCCUAUAGUAUCUAAAUUACGAGCUCAAUGCUUUUUCCCUAUCCAAAAAGCAGUGCUAUACUUAUAUUAUAUACGCGUUGCGUACGUUCUAUGCUAUUUAUGUAUACAUAUACAUAAUAUAUAUACAUACGAAAUUUAGUUCGGCAAAGUAAUGACGGUCGCAAACACAAUACUUUUUCCUAUCUAAAAAGUGCAAAACUUCCCUAAAAAAGUUUUCACUUCACAAAUUUAUUUCAUCGAAGCAAUGGCGGUCGCUAAUUGAAUACUUUUUCUCCGUCUAAAAAGAGCACGACGUCUCUAAAGAAGUUUUUACUUCAAACAUUUAUUUCGUUAAAGCAAUGACGGUCGCUAAUUUAAUACUUUUUCCCCAUCGAAAAACAGCAAAACGUCCCUAAAGCAGUUUUCACUUCAAAAAUUAGUUCGUCGAGGCAAUGACGGUCGCUGAUUCAACACUUUUCUCCAUCUAAAAAGGGCACAACGUCCCUAAAGAAGUUUUCACUUCAAAAAUUUAUUUCGUCGAAGCAAUGACGGUCGCGCGGACGGUCGCUAAUUCAAUACUUUUUCUCCAUCUAAAAAGAGCACGACGUCUCUAAAGAAGUUUUCACUUCAAAAAUUUAUUUCGUUAAAGAAAUGACGGUCGCUAAUUUAGUACUUUUUCGCCAUUGAAAAAGGGCAAAACGUCCCUAAGAAAGUUUUCACUUCAAUACAUUAUUUCUUCGAACCAAUUUAUCGGAACACUCUGUGUAUACUGAUAAAUAUUACUAAAUUUUAUGAAAAACCUGAGUUUUUGAAUAAUUUGCCUUUAUUUGUUUUUUUAUAUGCGAUUUUUAUUCAUUUCUAUUCAAAAGGGGUUGGUGAAAUAAUUAAGCAAAAUUCUAAACACCAUUCAUAAAAGACCUUCGUAGUUCAGAGGCGGAACAUUUAUUAUAUUCGCCCUGUAUUAAUAUAAAUUUAAAAUUAGGAAGCACACGGUUGUCCUUUUUAUAAGAAGGACCAUUUUUUGAAUUUUUUUUAUAGGUGAGCACUAGUGCACAAGUUCCUUUGUCAUUUUGAGUUUGUGAUUUAAUUUUUUUAUUUUUAGUUUUUAGGCCUGGGUCCCGCGUACCAAAAAAAUGUAGACUAAUAAUAAGCUGAAAGUUUGUUAAUAGCUUAACGGUGUCUAGUCGGACAAACUUUGAUGUAUGGGAACACUGGAACAGGGGCAGUUUUAAUUGUGGAACGUGUCAUCCUGACAAGUUUAGGAUUGUGAAAACUAGCAGGUUGUUUUUAAAUUAUAACAAACUAUAAUAUGAUAUAUAAAAAAAUGUUUGUCCGACAAAUAUGUUGGACAUUUUAAUAAGUCCGACACGUAGAACAUGUCAAAUGACAAGAAGUAUGUUGGUGAUAAAUAGCAGUCUAAUUUUUGCAUGAGAGUUUAAUGAAAGGGUAACAAAUCAAUUGAAAGUUCUGUCCGACAAAAUACAAGUUUCACAAUUAAACACAGCACAAUUAAAACUUCCCCUGUUCCAAUGUUACUAACAAAUUAUCAGCUUGCUAUUAAUAAACCUUUUUUGGUACGCGGGAUCCAGGUCUAUUUCGUUUAUAACUUGACUUUCGUUUCAAACACAGUUUUUGUUUAAAACUCAACUUUUACAUUCGAAAUUCUCAAGCAGAGUGUUAAUUUUUGGUUUAUUUGUAAUAAUUUGAAGUUGAAGUAAGAGUAAUACUGUAAGAGAAAAAUAUGGUUUGUUGCUACAAGUGUUAUAUUUAAGGUAUCAAUUUGAUUUGAACUAUCCAAAAUGUUCUUUUCUUAAUAGUUACUUUGUACAUUUUUUUUUUCGUAUUCACUGGUGUAUAUGUGUUGAGAUGUGGAGUAUUUGGGUUUUCGCGCAUGCGUCGUAUAUGGGGAGAAAAUUUAAACAGAAUGGCAGUCUUCUAUAAAAUCUUUCACAUUAUCAUACAGUUUGCAAUAUUAUUGCAGAAUGUAUAAUAAUGUUGAUAUAAUUUAGACAUAGACCUUUUUAGAAAAUUCAAAAACUUUAGUUUAACUCUUAGUCUCCCCACGGUACUUUUGAGUACCACCAAAUUCUGGUACUCUGGUACUCAAAGAUUUGUAGGUACUCUAAAGGAUUGUUGGGAAAAAAUAACGUUUUUAGCUUAUUUUAAAAGUUUAUGACCGAAAAAAUAAGGCGGACUUAAAAGUACCGUUGGUAAAUAACUGUCAAAAAAAUUCUAAACGUGGUGGGAUACUAAGGAUUAAGAUAUAAUCAAUCACAGAAGUUUGUUUUGGUGGUAUACUUAUUUUUUUUAACAUUUCGAUGCUUGGCAAUUGCAAAAGACCAACUUUGAGUUGUAUAGAAAUUUUGGGAGCCUGACGUUUUAAAAUGCAUUAAGGUAUCACGUCUAAUGUAACAAAUACUUGCUUCUGCUGGAGUUUAUGUAAAAGGAAUGAGAAUUGGAAAGUUGGUUGAAAGAUAAACUCCAAACAGAAGUAUGAAAUUAUAGCUAAUGCAACAAAAAAAAACAAUGUAACAAAAAUGGUCCCACGUUGGGAGCCAAUGUUACAAAAACUACUUUUGCAGUAGUUUUGUAUAGGACAAUGAAAAGAUGAAGAGUUGAUAGUUGUAAGAUGAACUACAAAUAUAAGUGGGAAUAGAAAGUUGGUAUUGAAUGUAGUUAGGCUAGCAGGAUAUGCAAGAGAAUGACCACUUUACACUCAAGGAUGGUUUCGGCCAAUUUGCAUGCCUGUCAAAGACAGUAGAUCAAAGUAGAUAGUGAUGAUGACUAGGAAAGAAAAUAUUAAAAUAAGAAUAGAUGUACUGAAAAUGGAUAAAGAAGAACAAAUCGUGGGCGCCAAGAGAGGGUUUUCGAUCACUCUCCCAGGUAUCCUACACUGCUGUAAAAUAUAUCAAAUCUGUAAAUGCAAAAAUGAGGGAAUAAUAAUAAAUGAUAUACAAAACAAAUAAAUAUUUAUUAAAUACAACUACUUAGAUUUUGACAACCUCUGAGUUAAACAAAAUUCUAAUAAUUUUUUUUCUCCCGAGUAGAAGGGGAUUGUAACGGAUAACACGUUACGAAAUGACUUUUGAACUCUUUAAUUAUUGUAUAAUUUAUUUUCUGUUGAUUUGUUUGAAAUACUCUAAUUGUGUCGUAAAUAAAUAUUUCCGUGACGUCAUACUUCGGUGUACGGAACGUACUCUACGCCACAUAGUGGCAAAUAUGACCUCGCGUUCUGACGUUUACCUUGUCGGAGAAGCCUAUAAAAUGACAAGAAAUAACAAUAGUUACCUAUCUUAAUAUAGAUGUAAUAACAAUCAUAUUAAAGGUAAAAGAAAUUAGUACCUCUUAUUGGGACCGUGCAAGUUCGGAAGAGCGACACCUGGUUUCAUAGCUCAGCAACAUUUUUAGCACUUUUAAUUUAUUGGCCAAUUAUAUUAGUCCUGGUUACUGGAUAAUUGUCAAGGCCAUAGCCCAAAAAAGAAUAAAGAAAAAGUAAGAUUGAGGUUAUGUUAUUUAAAAGUAGACAUGGUACUACAAGCGAAAUACCAUUAAUUAAAUUCACUUUAAUAAUUGCAUAUCAUAUCAAUAUUGUGGAGCAACAUAUAAUUUUUACAAUUGAUAACACACCAUUUGCGAAAUACCAUUUUCUUUAAUGACACUAGGUAUGAAAUAUACGUCAAUUUGACAAUUUCAAUUAACCAUUUGAAUUAUUUUUUAAGAAGUACGUUAAGACAGUUGCAAGAUUUCUCCGGUAUUUGCGCACGAUAGUUUUUCAUAUCCCCUCCAAGUACUUGCACACAACGAAUAGAGUCUCGCUGCAACAGCGUGAAAAAGCUGCACAGAUGUUAUGUUGAAACAGUUUUUGAGUUCUUCAUCCAGGAUGUCCAAAGUAUUGUAACUUAUGAAUGAAUUCCAUCAUACGGCUUAAUUGACAGAUGACAUUAGAACCGAGAUUUUGACGUAGACGUCUUUAACACUGCUAUAUAUAGAUUCAUUGGCAGUUCAAAACAAGUGAAUUAUUCGUUUUGUGAAUGAACUAAAAUAUGACGUAAGAUGACACUUUGUUUUUCUUAUAUUGGGCAUUGGGCCAAUUGACAGCAGGGUAGCUGGUCCCAAGCCCGGGUAAAAGAGUAGGGAGGCCAGCAAUUUAUACUUUCUAGUGCUCAACUAUACAAAUAUCGAUUAGGUCGACAUAUGUAAAGAUACCUAUGUAUCGUCAGUGUGUACUAACAGGACACUUCUACUAAAGUGAUUAAUUGAUAAAGAUAAUAUAUUAUGUACAUGUUCUUUACAGCAAGGAACAAUGCACAAGGAACUACUCCUUUCGUUCUGUGUUACUUACUGUUCAUCGUUCGUCUAACCUACUCAACAUCUCUGAUACAUAUACCUUACUAUUUGCUUCUACAUUAUUAUAAAGACAAUAUUUUGUAAAAUAUUUUUUGUAAUAUCUGUAUAUAAUUUCCAGCUGUAUAUAUUGACCAGUAGUUAUAUAUUUAUUGUUUAUGGCAGAGAGUAUCAUAAGUUUGUAAAUGGAUACUCCUUUACUAGGAUUAUCCUAGGAGUUGUUUGAGGAAAUUUGAAAAUGAUCUCAGCAGAAUAAAUUAGAAGUUAUACCAAACAAUGCGAAUAAAAUUUUCAGUAAGCAUGUAAAAUACACAUUGAGGUAGAAAAGUAUUUCGAGAGAAGAGAGAGCUAGAUAUUAUAACGUACCUAUAGAUAACUCUCUAACGACUUAAAACAAUGAAAUAUAACAUAAAAUAAAAAUGUAAUAAAAGAUAAAAAUAUUGAAAGCUAUAUAUGAAGAGUGGAUAUAACGGGCCAAGUGACAAAAAAUCAAUAUUUCUGUUUUUUCAAUUAUAAUGGUCUAUGCAACAAUGCCGUCAACCUGUAUUAUGGGCCAAGUGACAGUUGCAUUGGAAAUAGCUCUAAAUAAAUUCAACAGAUAGCGUCCGCCGUUAAGUAUAGGGUUCCGUUUCCUGAUAAAAACUCAUUUUUCUCGAUUGUGUAUUUUUGUCACUUGGCCCGUUAUACAGUGUGUCCACGGUUGGGGUGCCCAAAUGGAAAAACUUUUUUAUUUUCCAUUUUAGCGAAAAAUGGGGUCCUAGAACAAGCAAAACUUUUUAUCAAGAAUGACAUUUUUCGCUAAAAUUGAAAAUAAAAGUUUUUCCUCUUGGGCACCCCAAUCGUGGACACACUGUAUAUCUCCACUCUUCAUAUAAGCAAAAAUCGGUGAAAAAGUCCAAAAUGGACGGCGUAAAAACCAACUAAUGGGAGAAAUAAUGGAUGUUAAACAUACAUAUAUGCCUAGUAGUAGAUUAUGUAUGUUUAGCUAGAGCACGGAAUGAGAAAUUGAUCCACGUGAUCCAAACUUAUGAUACACUUUGUUAAUAAUUCUGUUCACUUACGAGUAUAUGCAUGUAUCCAUUGAAUGAUCCACGUUAUUGCAUGUAUCCUAAUAAAUUAUUUUUAAUUUUGAA
Molecule: messenger RNA, 8877 nt
Organism: Diabrotica virgifera virgifera (western corn rootworm)
Lineage: Eukaryota; Metazoa; Arthropoda; Insecta; Coleoptera; Chrysomelidae
Gene: Tgi
Product: transcription cofactor vestigial-like protein 4
Exons: 4
Coding region: 420-1115 (231 amino acids)
Biological process (GO): negative regulation of DNA-templated transcription
Molecular function (GO): transcription coactivator binding
Source: RefSeq, a predicted model, not a curated record